Molecule: messenger RNA, 1143 nt
Organism: Erythranthe guttata (spotted monkey flower)
Lineage: Eukaryota; Viridiplantae; Streptophyta; Magnoliopsida; Lamiales; Phrymaceae
Biological process (GO): regulation of DNA-templated transcription
Molecular function (GO): double-stranded DNA binding
Source: RefSeq, a predicted model, not a curated record
AUGAUUGCACUCAUACGCCGAAAUCUCACCUCUCCAAUCUCGAAUCACUCUUUAUUAUCUCUCUGCAAUUCCCAUUUUUUCUCUACUUCCCAAACCCUCGUCGCCGCACCUACUGUUCUUGAUAUCUUAUUGCAUAAACACCACUUAUCCCCCGAGGUGGCUUCACUAGUUGACUCAGAUUUGAGAUUCAGUAAUCCCACCGACCCAGUAAAAGCCGAUUCAGUACUCUCGUAUUUCAGAGAUAGCGGCUUUUCGACCACCCAAUUGGAGAAGCUCGUCAAGUACAGGCCUCGACUUCUCGCGUCGAGUGUCGAGAAAACCAUCAAACCCAAGAUCAAGAUUUUCCAAGAUUUGGGGUUCUCUUCACAAGACAUCGGCGAUAUAAUCACGAAUAAUCUGACAAUUCUGCAUUCGAGCGUCGACAACAUCAUCGUCCCCUCGUUAACCGUUCUAAAACGCCUGUUGGGUUCCAAUCAUGACGUGGCAAGACUCUUACGGUUGUGCUCGUGGUUUCUGACGGUCGAUUUGGAAAAGAAUAUGGUGCCCAACGUCGAAUUCUUGAAGAGCUACGGCGUACCCAUGGAGCGUAUUCUCGUCAUACUCUAUCAUAACCCGAGGUGUCUUCUGAUCAAGACCGAGAUCAUGAAGAAGUCCGUUGAAAGAAUCGAAAGAAUUGGGUUCAAUCGGAGCUCGAAAAUGUUUGCCUAUGCGAUUAGGGUUGUUUCCAUGAUGAGCGAGGAGACGUGGGAGCGGAAGGUGCAGGCUUUUCGGGAUUUGGGAUUUUCGGAAACGGAAACGUUGGCAAUGUUCAGGAAGGCGCCGACGUUGUUUACGAAAUCACCGGAGAAGAUAAAGACCGUAAAAGAACUUGUGCUCGAAACAGGGAAGUUCAGUAUUUCAUCAUUCGUGAAUAACCCGGUUUCUCUUGCGUGCAGCAUCGAGAAUAAGUAUAAGCCGAGGUUUCAAAUAUUGGGGAUUCUUGAAAGUAGGAAUCUGAUUAACUAUUGGCCUGGUCUCUCGACAAUUUGCAAGUUGCCCGAUGAUAAAUUUUUUGGGAGAUAUAUUGGGCCUCAUUUGAGUGAACUUGGUGGUCAAGUGUACGUCGCAAACAGUUAUUGGCAAAAGGAAAUAUUAAAACCGUAA